Haliotis rubra (blacklip abalone) is the source of this 4872-nucleotide messenger RNA. RefSeq lists its product as uncharacterized. Gene Ontology annotation, biological process: positive regulation of kinase activity; protein phosphorylation; multicellular organism development. The transcript is spliced from 24 exons. The record is from RefSeq and is a predicted model, not a curated record. Gene Ontology annotation, molecular function: transmembrane receptor protein tyrosine kinase activity; ATP binding. Gene Ontology annotation, cellular component: signaling receptor complex. Bases 451 to 4554 code for a protein of 1367 amino acids. Lineage: Eukaryota; Metazoa; Mollusca; Gastropoda; Lepetellida; Haliotidae.
UGUGGACUCGGGCAUGACGGCCGCGUUCGUCUCACGACUGCAGUUGCUCAGCGAAGAUCAAUACAUACGAACGGAGCUUGCUUUUACCUCAGCAUGAUUGAAGCCUGAUGCAACUUGCUAAACCAGUUUUAUACCAUUUUGAGACAAAAUCCUACACCAAGCGGAAUAAAAAUACACCUUUUUGGAUCCAACCACGUGAUAGCAUGAGUUGUAGCUGAAACGACAACCCGGAAGAGAAAUGUGCAGACCCGGGUAUGUGUUUUUGACAACUGAUACAGGAUACUUCAGACUAGCAGUUGACAGAUAAACCGAGCACGUCAUAUUAUAGAUACUGCUACAGCGGACAGGCCAUGUACUGAAGAUUCACCAGUCUAACUUAGAAAUGUUGUGACUAUUUCAAGGAGACAUCACGUGCCAGUAGCUGUUGCCUGGUAACAGUAAGUGCAAAACAUGGAGUUGGCUAAUAGCAGACGACAUCCGGUCGGCAGGCUGACCCUGUCUGUCGUACUGUAUGUCUGUGUUAGUCGAGUGUGGUGUAGUUAUACACCUCCAACCCAGUCCCCACAAGACUUGCGCGCCAGCAGUCUAGUGAGAACCACGGACGGAUGUUCAGACAGUUGUAACACCAUCACGGAAGAAAUGUGUGGAUCUUUUGGAGUGUGUUCUUUAUCAUGCCGCAGUGGAUCAAGGACUACAUUGCCAUCUCGGACUGUAUUAACGAGUACGACAGAGUGUAGUGGCUCUCAGCCAGGUUCUCUCCCGGCUGGUGUUAAUGGAGCCAAUGGUAACUAUUUUACCAAUUCUAAUGAUAGUACACCCUGUAAUGUCAACACGACGGUGACCAUUGGUUCCACAAGUACCUUCAGUAUUUCAUUUUGGAUACAAGGGAGUUGUACGAACUGCACUGUACUAGGGGAUGGUAGCAGUCUGACAGUGAAGCUUAGAGGUAACCUGUUACAGGUGAACACCCAGACUGUGUCAUCCUCUGUCACAGAUACAGACUUUGUCCAUGUUGUUCUAACAAAGAGAUCUUCUACCAUGUUUGAUGUGUAUGUGAACAAUACUGCUAGUACUGCGUCAGUAACCACACCCAACCUCCAAAAUACCAUCCUGGUUCUCGGACCUGAAACAGUUCUGACAGGGUCUGAAUCCCUCUUGCUGCUGGAUGGGAGGUUCUACAAUGAUGGGCUGACUAAGAGAGAAAUUAAAGAGCUCUUUACUGGUACCUUCACAUCAGUAUCAUUGGAGUCAGAGUGUCGAUGCCCAGUGUCACAACCAGAUAUUUCAACUGAUGAACUCAUGUGUUCAGGAGGUUCUGGAAGCAAUAUCAGAAGAUUAACAAAACAAUUCAGUGGUGUUAAUGGUGUACUAGGCAAUAGUCCGUCAUACAACUGGGUUUCCAAAGCAACUGGAGAUGUCACAAUCAUGUUUGAUCUGCAGAGCUCCUUCCAGGUAACAGAAGUAACGGUAACAUUUAGUUCCAAUGGUUCGUCGCCCACAAGAACAGAAUGGAGCUUUGAGUCACAUGAUCAGAAGAGUAGGGUGGACUCAUCUCGGUACACACUGAACUCAACCCAGCUUCACAUAAAGAGUGCCACACCACCAGAUUAUCAAGCCUUUGGUGAGACAAUUGCUGAGAAAAUCGAAAUGAAAAUCACUGAAAGAUCCUCAGGAUCUGUUUCAAACCUGAUAAUCUCAAGUGUCACCAUCUCAGGAAAGUGUGAUUGUGACGGCGCAGCCUCAACAUGUAGUCUGACCUCAGGAUCAAGUGCCAGCUACACAUGUAUGUGUCUCAAUCAGACUGAAGGUGACCACUGUAGGUCAUGUGACAAUGGCUACUACCGAGAGGAAACUGGGUUUGGAUGUACUCAGAGUUGUGACUGCGAUGCUGACGGCAGAAAUGCUACCAGGCACUGUGAAACGGUUGGGGGACAAUGUUUGUGCAAGUCUAACGUGGCAGGAGCACGGUGUGACACGUGCAAACCACUGACGUAUAACAUCACUAAGAGCAACCCGGAGGGUUGUACCAGGUCAUCCUGUGAUGCUGGAGGCAGUUCCGCCUGCAACAACGAAACUGGGGAAUGUUACUGCAGGACUAAUGUCGUAAACUCCAACUGUUCGGAAUGCAAGGAUAAACACUACUGGACGCCUCAGACUGGAUGUUUGCCAUGUCUCUGCGAUACUAAAGGAACUAAAGAGGCUAGUGGUUUGGUCUGCGAUGUCGGAACUGGUCAGUGUGACUGCAAACAAAAUGUUCAAGAUCGUCAGUGUGGUCAAUGCAAGGAUCAGUUCUAUGACCUCAGUAUGAACAACGCUAUUGGAUGCUCCCCGUGUCAGUGUCACACGAUGGGGACCUCAAACACAACGUGUGACAAGGGUUCAUCGGGACAGUGUCAGUGUCGAGGGGAUGAUUUCACCAACAGAACUUGCACUCCAUCAGUGACAGAUGUGGUGCCUCUGUUUGGGCCAGUGAUUGGUGGCACCGUGGUGACAAUAACUGGCCAUUACUUGGUGAACAGUACAGUUACUAUAGGACCCACUGACCUUAUUGCUACUGGAUCAGAUACUCAGCUUAUCAUCAUCAUUCCAGCAAAAGGUGUUGUUACAUCUGAAACUCUGUCUGUUACCUGGAAUUCCAGUUCACCAUUAGCGUAUAAUUUUCAAUAUACCUACAAACCAAACCCCAGAUUGGCUGCAGAAAACCCGACUUCGGCAACAGCUGCUCAAAGCGGUGGAUGUUACGUAACUCUGGCCGGGGAGAAUCUCAACAGCGUCUACAAGCCGAGGAUGAUGGUCAAUGCCUCUGGAGAAGAAUCGUAUUCAUACUGUGAGCCAGAAUCUUCGGGGAAGAGAAUGAAAUGUGCAACUCCUGCAGCAGUUGGUCUGAAUGGAAGUGUGGCCCCAGUAUACGUUUUAUUCGACAACUAUCUUGGACGUCAACGGCUGAAUCUCACACUGAUGCAGGAUGCUGUGGUUAAUACAGGUCUUUUCUUAGAAUUUGCACCACCGUUUGAAAAAACUAUAACAAUUAUGGGUGAAAGAAUCGGCACAGACUGUCUCAGACGUGACUACAGGGUCGUCAUUGGUGAUGAUGUUGACUGCCCCAUCACCAGUUUUACAGAGACUAGCAUCGAGUGUGAGCCUCCCAGCUCCCCGCCUGUCACUUCUACCAUGGACAAGAGAAAGUACAAGAUGUCGCUGUUUAUCGGAGCUCGAGAAGUGAAUGUGGGAGAAAUCUACUACAAACAGUUCUGGCUGACGAAGUAUUUUGUCUACAUAAUGGUGGGCUGCGGCGUUUUUAUCAUCGCCCUCAUCACCCUGCUCAUCUGUAUCUGUGUGUGUCGACGUCGCCGCAGCCGCAAGAAACAAAUGAGCGAGCCAUUAAAGAAUAUCACUCCCCUGACAGAAAAUAAUGGCAGACCGGUCAGUGAUGACCACGAACUGAUCCAGCCCGCUCGGACAUACACCCCGUUCCCCAGAAUCAAUCAGUAUACCAACCGGGCGUUUGAUGGUACAGAUGCUGAAGAACAUGACAAGGAUGAGGUUGUCAACACUGAGUACUUCCUGCAUAGAGUGGAGGAGAGCAUCCGCACCAAAGUACAAGCCUGUGUCAUUGGCAAGAAGAACUUCAAUGUUGGGAGUGUGUGCUCUGCUAAAGGAAACCAUGCCAGAUUAGUUGAUGGGACCUUUACAGCCAGGUCCAAGAUUGAACCAAUGGAGAAACUCACCAUCAAGAUGUUGAAAAAUCCAUUGCCAGACUCUGGCGUUCUAUCCUCACUGUACACAACAGCACUGAGAGAGUGUCUGCGCUUCAAGCCCUAUGAUGAUGAGAGCUUGUUGACCAUCAAGGGAAUUGGGCUGGACAAGAGGCGGUUCUAUAUUCUCUACCCUUAUAUGGAGAACAGGACACUUAAAGACCAUGUCUUAGACUCCAAAAAGGACUUUGUGCUACGGCAGCUGCUGGAGUUAGCUGGCCAGGUGUGCGAGGGGAUGGACUUCCUGUCUUCUAAGGAUGUGGUGCACAAGGACCUUGCCACCAGAAACUGUAUGUUGGAUGCAGCAGGGAGGGUGAAGAUCACUGAUGCGGCUUUCUCCUGGGACUUCUAUCCAAACGAAUACAUGUACGACAGCCAGAGAGAUCGAUACUUGCCUGUCCGCUGGAUGGCCCCUGAGAGUCUAAGUACUGGAUUCUAUGACAGCAAGUCGGAUGUGUGGUCAUUUGGGGUCCUGAUGUGGGAGCUGAUGACACGGGGGCUGGUGCCGUUCCAGGAAAUCGCAGAUGAGAAUGUGCAAGACGCCAUCGUGGAGGGCUUCCGACUGGGAAAACCCCAGAUGCUCUCUGAAGACUUAUAUGAGCUGAUGAACUCUUGUUGGCAUGCAGAAAACGAACACCGGCCAUCAUUUGUACGAAUUCAACAGGAAAUCUCGUCCGCCAUGUCCGACAGAUCAUCCAUGAAUGAGAGUCUGUAUGUGAACCAGGAAAGCAUCCAAAACAUCUACAUCAACAGCGAUGAGAUACAACAGAUCGGAAACACCAAGAACAAUUAUCGCUAGGCUACAUGGUCAUGUGAGCAUUAUCAGCAGCUGAUGUACAACUGAAAUGCAUAACGUCUACUCAACCAAAACGUUAGUGUGCUAAGUUUAUCCUUGUCUUUCAGUCUCAGACUGGUCAUCCUCCAUAAUCUCCAGGGUAUACGUUACGAUCACUCUCCACUAUACCCUGGAUGCAUCCACGGCAUCACGGAAGCUUUUAUUACCUCCUUUGGCUGGCUUUGUAUCCAAUCAGGUGUCUACGAUGGAAAGUUGAGCGAACCAAUCACAACUCACUUUCGCUUCUUAAAUUAUCUAGCUGUUUAAACUUGGCAACACAGC